This is a messenger RNA of Salvelinus namaycush (lake trout), 2196 nucleotides long. RefSeq names its product mitochondrial dynamics protein MID51-like. Gene Ontology annotation, cellular component: mitochondrial outer membrane. The coding region runs from base 286 to 1164 and encodes 292 amino acids. NCBI's taxonomy places the organism in Eukaryota, Metazoa, Chordata, Actinopteri, Salmoniformes, Salmonidae. The record is from RefSeq and is a predicted model, not a curated record. Gene Ontology annotation, biological process: positive regulation of mitochondrial fission; mitochondrion organization. The transcript has 3 exons.
AUGCUGACCCCGGCGUGGGGGGAACUUUGUCUGUUGUACUUUUAAGGAUAAACCUUUGAAAUAGUUUCUCAAACACUGCAUGCGGAGGGCGACGGGGCGGGGACGUAGCGCUGCAGUGGAUUCCGACCUCCUCCGGGCCAGGAUGCGCCUCUCCUACAGGAGAAACUGUGGGAGUUCUACUAGGAGAGAGUGGCCAUCCCCGCUGAGGAGCAGGACACAGCCUGCCGGGCCGCUCUGGAAAUCUGCGUUGAGCUCAGAAUCUUCCUGCGCGGCAAGCUGCCCGACAUGCCCCUUCGAGAGAUGUACCUCAGCGGCAGCCUCUACGAUGACCUGCAGGUGGUGACAGCGGAUCACGCUCAGCUCAUGGUCCCUCUGACCCUGGAGAAGAACCUGUGGUCGUCAGUCCCCGGUGAGGACACCAUUAUGAAUGUUCCCGGCUUCUGGCUGAUUCGCAGGGAGAACCUAGAAUACUUCCCCCGAGGCAGCAGCUAUUGGGACCGCUGCAUGGUAGGAGGCUACCUCUCCCCCAAGUCUGUCCUGGAGGUGUUUGAGAAGCUGGUGGCGGGCUCCAUCAACUGGCCGGCCAUCGGCAGCGUUCUGGACUACGUGAUCCGGCCGGUGGUUCCCUCGGAGACGCUCACCCUGGAGGUCCAGUACAAGACGGACCGCCAUCUUUAUGUGGACUUCCUGCCUCUGCUGGUGAUGGACGAUGGCGCCUCGCUGAUCGCCAAACCACACAGGCUGGCCGCCGAGCGCCACGAAAACCUUUGGCGGCAGAGCUUCCGCGUGGCGGAGACUGUGCGCCUGCGGGCGCUGGACCAGGAGGACCGGGGCUGCCGCUGCGCCUGCCUCAAGGUGACUAAAGCUGUGUGCAAGCUGAACCCCGCCCUGGCGCGCCUGUCGGCCAGUCAGCUCACCAGCGCCAUACUGCUGCUGAGUGAGAAGGAGGGCGACUGGACCCAGGAGGCGCUGGCUGACCGCUUUCUGCAGUUGCUCCGCUCGCUCGUGGGACACCUAGAGGCCGGGAGGCUCCCCUGUGCCCUGAUCCCCAAGGUCAACCUGUUCUGUGAGCUGACGCCAGUGGAGGUGGAUGAGCUAGGAUAUACCCUCUACUGUUCCCUCUCUGACCCAGAGGGACUCCUAAGGACUCCUCAUUCUGACUGAGUCUGGUCAUGGGUUCUAGGGUUUAGGACAGAUGGUAUAUAAUUCAAACUAAGGUUCCAUAGAUUCCAUACUGCAGAAAAGGAUAUAAUAUGUAAUUCAUAUGUGUUUCAGACCUGGACCAUGUCCCCUAUGACCACGUUGCUGUGUGAUCGAUUCAACAUUACGUCUAUGGAGUCGCUGUUUCGUCAAUCAAUAUGUUUCUCUUGUACUUUUUUUAUUUGCGUAAUUAUGUUUGUGAUCAAGUAGAAAUGCAAAAUCAACCACUUUAGUUUGGGGGUUUAACAUAUUUUUGACAUGCAAGCCAUAUCUGCUAAAUUCAAAUACAGGAUCAUCCAAAUACCAGUUAAACCUCAGAUGAUGAAACCAGUCUCUUCAUAAUGGUGCACGUAAGCCAUUUUAUAAAUGGUACUGUUCAGAGGGGUAUACUACAAAGCAUGAUCAAGGAGUUAGCCAGCUAACUUGCCUAGAUAUCCUAAAAAAAAAAUAUUAAAAAAUGUUGAAAGAUAAUCUUCAAAUGGGCUUGGUCUAAGUUAAGCUUUCUUAAUGAAACAAAAAAAUCUACAAUUAUUUCUGGUUUAUCAAAGUUGAACCUGCUUCAUAGUAUACCCCUUGGGUUAGGGCUCAGUGUUUGUUGAAUUGGGGAUUGCUUCAUUGGCUAAUAUUAUGUUACCAUAAUAUUAUGUAACCAAUUUGGAAUGAAUGGUGUCGGAAAAAUAUAUUUAUUAAAUUAUAUUUAUUAAAUUAUAAUUUGUGGGAAUGGAAAUUGGGGUCUAUUUGAAAUACAUUUUGUUAGCGCCAUCCUCAGAUUGCAGGUCUUUCAAAUGGUGAGAUUAUGAUGGGUAACAUUAGUCUAAUGCUAGUUAAUAUCAUGUCUGAACAGGGGCAUGAAAAAUCUCUGUCAAAUGAACAAGCCUCAAUAAUCGGCUCUAGCAUUAUUGGUCUCUACAUACACUACUGGUCAAAAGUUUUAGAACACCUACUCAUUCAAGGGUUUUUCUUUUCUUUUUUUAUUAUUUUCUACAUUUUAGAAUA